Corylus avellana is the source of this 1221-nucleotide messenger RNA. Its product is annotated as orotidine 5'-phosphate decarboxylase. The record is from RefSeq and is a predicted model, not a curated record. Lineage: Eukaryota; Viridiplantae; Streptophyta; Magnoliopsida; Fagales; Betulaceae.
AAAACAAAAAGUUUUGGGCUUAUUAAGAUUCAAAAGCAAAGAAUCUUCGGAGCCAUUCAAAAGCGAAGAAUCUCUGGAGCCAUUCAAAAAAUUGGUGGUUUCAGUUCUUGGGUCAGUUCUUUUCUUUCCAAAUGAGCUCAUCCAUACCCUGAAAAGGUUAUAUUAUCAUGGUUCAACCAUGCUGAUCAUGUAUUCUCCGGGAGCUAUAACAUUAUAUGAGGCAUCUCCGUGCAAGAUUACCCAUGUGAAUUCCUUGGUUAAUACGACCACAAUCUGUCCCAGACAAUUAAGAAAUCCAUGUAAUAAUGCACUCCAUACUUCCUCACAUUUUUGGGAAGGCCGUGAUCAAUUUAAGACCCAUCAUGUCUUGCACCACGUAGCUUCAAAGAGAUGGCUGUGCCGGUUGCAUGAUUCAAUUUCGGCAGAUGAUGAUGAUGAUGAGUACCGCUCCUCGCGCAACAUAGCAAUCAGUUUGUUGAAGCGAUUCAAGAAUGCUGUUGACCGGGGAGGAGGUGACAACCUAAAAGAGUUCAUCAGUGCUGGGGUGAAUGCGUAUGCACUGGGCUGUACUGAUGAAGGAUUAAGGAAAGAACUUAAUGAUAUGAAGGAUUCAGGUGUCGAAAUUGAAGCAAUGCAGAGUUAUGGUGGAACCACCAGUUUGAAAUCCAAGAUUAUCUCGGAAGAGGUUGAUGAGUGCAUUCUGUGGUUGAGUAUUAUAUUCAUCACCAUCUUGUGUACACCGCAACCAACUAUUGUUCGGUGGUCAUCUACACCUUCAGUGUCUGAUGAAGUGAGGCUUCAGUGGAAAGGCUUUUGUGGUGUUAUAGCAAAUGCAUACUUUUUGAGGGGAAUGGCAUGGCUUCCAGUAAAGACCCUUCAACUAGAGCAAAUGGCAGUGGCGGGACAAGCAGAGGAGCCAUCAGUUGUUGCUAGCCGAAUGCGUUUAGUGUUUAGCACACUUGAGGUGGUGAGUCCACAGUGGCCUAGAGUAUAGUUGAGGAGUAUUGAGAAGUUUCCAUUUUCCUAGGAUCUCAAUUGUCGGGCUUCUCGUUCCAUUUGAAAUUGUAAAUUAGUAUAGUAGCAUUCUGUCCAAAAAGGAGAAAAAAAAAAUGUAGCAUAAGAUUCCAAAGUAAAAGUUCUCCAUGUAAAAUUUUUCCUAUAAAUUUUUAUGUACUAAUAAAGUGCUUCCAAAAAUAUUGCACAUACUUCUGAUUUAUUUAU